AUGGACCAAGACUUUCCCAUCCGCCACUCCUGGUCAUUCGGUGGCCAACGCAAUAGGCUUGCCGAAUACCUGGCGGCGGAUGUUCUAGUUGCUGCAGGUUCAGCAACAUUAGUGACUCCAGCUGUUAUGAUCCUCGACCGGCUGGUGGUGGAAAAGUCAUCCUACAAUCAACCUCUCUUGCCUGCCUUUCGCCGACAUCUCUGGCUUUCUAUCACACAACCUGCAACCUUCCUCACAUCGCGACCAAGUCUGCUGGUGUGGUCUCUAUAUACCGCGACAUUCGCAACGGCCAAUGCCACGGAAACCAUCCUCAACAAGGUUUACCCCGCCGUCGACCAUGCCAUCGCAGGGACGACCACGUUCCUCUCCACCUUUCUGGUGAACUCGUCCGUGGGCAUUUGGAAAGACGUCAAGUUCGCUCAGCUAUUCGGCCACAAGACGACCACUACUACUGAAUCUGCAACCAAGACUACAAACCCCCAAACUGGGGCAGUAUCAACAGCCGCCUCACAGCCUAAAAUCCGCACCGUAACCCGCUCCUUUCCCUUGGCAACCUACUCGGCCUUUCUCAUCCGUGACGCCCUCACCAUCUUCGGCUCCUUCAACCUCCCGCCCUUGGUCUCCGCCUCGAUCCCGGACUCGGUCGUCUCCAGCGAGAAUCUCAAAAUCCUCAUAGCGCAGCUCGCAGUCCCCGCGUCGAUUCAAUUGAUCAGCACCCCGAUCCACCUACUUGGGCUGGACCUGUACAACCGGCCGAUGCAAUUACCCGCCAAGGAGCGGUUCACGCGCGUUAGUCGGGACUGGAUCGGGGCGUCGUUGACGCGCAUGUGUCGGAUCAUUCCGGCUUUUGGGAUUGGAGGCUUUGCCAAUACCGAAGGCAGAGCCUUUCUACACGGACAGCUAGACCGAUUACCGGCUGAAUCAUGA
Molecule: messenger RNA, 927 nt
Organism: Aspergillus fischeri NRRL 181
Lineage: Eukaryota; Fungi; Ascomycota; Eurotiomycetes; Eurotiales; Aspergillaceae
Exons: 2
Coding region: 1-927 (308 amino acids)
Cellular component (GO): mitochondrion
Source: RefSeq, a predicted model, not a curated record